Pteronotus mesoamericanus is the source of this 1080-nucleotide messenger RNA. RefSeq names its product ATP synthase c subunit lysine N-methyltransferase (gene ATPSCKMT). Bases 27 to 695 code for a protein of 222 amino acids. Gene Ontology annotation, molecular function: protein-lysine N-methyltransferase activity. The record is from RefSeq and is a predicted model, not a curated record. The transcript has 5 exons. Gene Ontology annotation, cellular component: mitochondrion. Lineage: Eukaryota; Metazoa; Chordata; Mammalia; Chiroptera; Mormoopidae. Gene Ontology annotation, biological process: regulation of mitochondrial ATP synthesis coupled proton transport; positive regulation of proton-transporting ATP synthase activity, rotational mechanism; peptidyl-lysine trimethylation.
UUCUUUUUCGCGCUGGAAAUCUCGCGAUGGAAGGAGGAGGAGGAGGUACACCCCCAGAAACACUUAAAGAAGAAAGUCAGUCAGGAUAUGCUCCACCUACAAGUGUUGAAGCCAGCGGUGUGAAGAAGAGCAGUUGGGGCUUCUUCUUUACUGGGAUUGUUGGUGGGACCCUGGUGGCUGUGUACGCCGUGGCCACUCCAUUUAUAACACCAGCCCUCCGAAAAAUUUGCUUGCCUUUUGUACCUGCAACAACACAGCAGAUUGAAAAUGUUGUGAAAAUGCUGCGAAGCAGAAGAGGACCUCUGGUGGACAUUGGUAGUGGUGACGGACGGAUUGUGAUAGCAGCUGCAAAGGAAGGAUUCACAGCUGUUGGUUAUGAAUUAAACCCAUGGCUAGUUUGGUACUCCAGGUACCGCGCUUGGCGAGAAGGGGUACAGCACUUGGCCAAAUUCUAUAUUUCAGACUUAUGGAAGGUUACUUUUUCACAGUACUCAAAUGUUGUUAUUUUUGGAGUGCCUCAGAUGAUGCCGCAGUUGGAGAAGAAACUUGAGCUUGAGCUUCCGGAUGAUGCUAGAGUCAUCGCUUGCCGGUUCCCUUUCCCACACUGGACCCCAGACCAGAUCACUGGAGAGGGGAUAGACACUGUGUGGGCGUAUGACAUGAGCACUUUUAGAGGGAUUGAAAAGAGGCCCUGAAGGCUGAUGCAUUUUCAGUCAGUCAUUUCAACAUGAAAUUUAUUGAGAGUCUUUUUCUGCAGUGUUGGUGAUCUUUGAUUUUACAGAGACUUAACAGCUGUGUGUUUAGCAGAGAAUACACUUUUGUUUGACAUGGCAUGAGAGACUACUGUUACUUUCCUUAAUUGUUGGAGAAAACAAGUUAAGAACAGCUGGUAGCUUUAAAGUCCCGUUUCGUGGUAUAUUCUAAAAAUUGUGCUUACUGCUUUUCACGUCCUUGGAUGUGUGAAAAUAUAAAUAAGUGAUGGAUGUUGGUGGGUGGGAAAGAGGUUGGCAGCUCUUCACAUUUUGAAGAAUAUGAUUUAAUGCCACAGAUAAGAAACAAUUUCAAAAAGACGCAUAUUAA